AUGGUCGUGGCAAAAGAUCUUGAGGAUGGAUUCGAUUUGGAUAAAAUCGAUGCCGAAAUUAAAAUUGAAAAGAUUCGUCAGACAGCAUCGAAAUUGUCUUGGGAUGGUUUCCAGCAAGCUCUGCGACGGAACCUUAUGGAAAAACGGUUCGUUUUCGAUACUGAGGGACGAAUUGAUUUAAUCCAAGCAAUAUCCACAAUCAGGCGUAAUUUGCCAGUUGACAAAAACGCGGAAUUACCAGUGAGGUUGAAGCAGCUUUCCGACAGUUUAGAAUGUGUUCUGACUUUACAACAAGGUGUAGCCCUCAUGAAAAACUAUGAUAUUACUAUAGAGUUUACCUUCGAUGGUGAUGAAGUAACCUCGUGUAAAAUUGGAUAUUUUGGCAAGCCUGCAGUUGUUUGCGACGAUGCUGUUCAAUUGAUAAGAAGUGGAGAUUAUGGAAAAUUGCGUGGGAACAUUUUUUCUGUAUUGGCAACGAUACCAAGCAAUAUCACAGCUGCCGAGAAGAACAUUUGUGUUACUGCUCUCGAUACAUUCGAAGGCUUCCUCUCAGCCUCCUGUGGUGUGAGUCCGUCAUUUGAAACCAUUGGAACUCUCCCAUAUGGAUUUUUGCUGUAUCGUACGCCACUACGACCGGCAAAAAUAUUUUAUACUGUCGAGCCAAGCUAUGUUGUUGCCAAGAAAAAACCUCAGUUGGAACUUUCAGACUUCGACAAUCUUGACCAUAUGGAGUUAUCGAUAGUUAGCCUUGAUAAGGAAAUACAGCUCCCAGCAGGAGAUUCACGCUAUGGUAUGUGGCGGCGUUUGGAACGCCAUUUGGCAAGACCUGCCGCUGUGAAGGAAAACGUCAACUUGUACCGAUACAUGAGUGGUUUCAAAUUUGAGAUAGUGUCUAUCGUUCGAGCCCAAGCAAUACACAACAGCCUCUGGGAGUCGCUGUUAGCGAUGACUAGUGGGAAAUGGAAGGAAGGACAGCCUCAUGUUGACAUUCGUAUCGUACCUUCAGCAGCUCGAUACGAACUUUCAUUUUGUGUAGCUAAUAAAAUGUACCUAGUUCGUAUUGAACUGACUCGCGAAUUUGAAUGGAUUGGUAGCGUCGAGGAUUCGAAUGGUGUCCCCGUGCGUGUCGACCUUAAUUCUAUGCUUACGACAAGGAUCAACAAGACUCGUUCUAUUCCUGUUUCGAUGGUACGAGUGCUUAAAGAGCUGGGAUGUGAAGAUGUCCGCAGUGACGAAAUAAGUGCAGAACAAACUGCUAUGGAAGUGGAUAAUGAAUCAUGUGUAUCAGGCAUGGAUAAAGUUGGCACUGCUUGGUUGCCAUUGUUGAACAGAAGCAAAGAUUCAAAGAAACCACUUCGAGCAUGUGUGCCUGAAUUCACCUUCGAGGUGCAUUCUGUGCCAUUAGCUACACCGGGUGGACUUCUUGCUUCUUACAAAGAGAUAACAACUGAGAGCGGUACUCGCCCACCAGCUGCUGCCCGAGCAGAAGCUCGUACUCAGCGUGUUCAAUCUGAUACAGCUCUCGCGAUAUCAGACCUGAUUGGUAAUUCAUUUGAUGUAGUAUUCAAAUACAAAGCCUCGAAAUUGAUGAGCAUCAAACGUCAUCUUGUUCGUAACGUCCUGACGGUGCCUGAACCGGUUGAGUGUAAUAUACAAACCUUGCAGGAGGCGAUAUGUCAGUUAGCUGACGGCAUGGAUGAUGAUAACAAAACACCGACGCCAUUACUAUCGAAUCGACACUCAACCAGUCCAGCACCGUCACGUCCAACCGGAUGUGUCAGUGGAAGCGGUCCGGGCAGUGGUGUACCACAGUUAAGCCCUCUGGAAACGGCUCGAUUGAAAAUGACGCACAGUGUCGGUGCGGCAGCGGCCGUUGGACUUGCAUCCGCCACUCCGGAUGUUUUUGAGUUCGCCGACGAUCGUUCCGUAGGUAGCGGAUCGGCCUAUCCUUCACCAUCGCCCCAGUACACUCCAUUUGCGUACGGAGCCGUCGGAAGCCCGAUUUCUGGACAGUCUAUGAGAGGAACCGUAACCAAGCGACGUCCACGAGCUCGAAAAACUGCCAACAUGGGAGAUCGAAUGGGCGAUCUACAACAGACAAUGGGGAAGGAUCCUGCCUUGGCCGGCAUUCCAACUCGAAAGCCUCGCGGAAAAACUGGAGUACGUCGUCCGCGUGGCUCUCGUAAGGCGGCGUUAGCAAUGUCGCAUGCCGAACUGGAAAUGCAGCAGCGAGUGCCACCUCCAUUGCAGAGAUCGUACAGUGACUUUGAACAAAUGUCUAAUCCAGGUAUGCUUGGAGUAUCAACGUCUCCUUAUGUUGAUACCGAAUCGGAUGACGAAUGUGAUCCUCCACCACCGCCGAAAUCAUUGGGCAUGUUUCCAUCGCGUUCGCCUGUGACAAAUCAAGUUGCAACGACUUCAGCUACGAACAGUCCUUCACAUUCAAUGAGUCCUCUGUGUGCUCCUGUUGGUACUCCGUCAUCCUCUACACUUCCUCCCCCAUCUCCACUCGCAGCGGCUUCACCAUCAGUAAGCCAGCCUGCUCCUCUGCCUUCGCCGCGAUCGUCUCAACCGAGGAAGACCAGUCUUGAUGCGGUAGUAGGGAGGCUAAAAACGUCUGCGCCAUCUCAAGCUACACCUCCCCCGAAGAGAAGUGUUUUCAACGAUCUCUAUGACGAUGGAACAGAGUCUCCUCCGCCACCUGAAGAACGCAUAUCGGCUGCAUCAACGGUAGCUUCAACCCCUCUUUCAAGCACAUCCGUCAGUGCAUCGCCUUUACAGUCUGUCACAGUCACUGCCCAGGCAAGCACCUCUUCCCCACGAAUUUCCUCGGAAUCAGGACGGGAUCAGGCACCAUCAGCUGAGGGAUCUCAGAACACUACACCCACUGUCAAGAUUGAAGGCGCCAGCAAGCUGAUAUUAAAGAUUCCCAAAGUACCUUCACGUGCAUCCCCUUCAGUUGAUGCGCAGAAGACUAAGUCCAUACCUAUGCAAGCGAUGCCGAAACUUGAGAAACAAGAAAAGAAACGAGAUAAAGAGAAGAAGGAAGGGCAUAAGGAAAGGUCUAAAGAUAAAUCAGAUGAAUCUCGACGGCAGAAGAGAAAGGCUGAGGGAAAAGAAAAGGAUCGCGAGCAUAAGAGGCACAAGUCGUCGAAUGCAGCUUCAACUUUUGACAUCAAUGCAAGUGGUAGUACAGCUGCUGGUAAUUCUUCUUCAAAAACUACCCCUACUGCGCCACUGCCAUUUGGUUUCGUUGGAAGUUUGAAGAAUUUUAAAAUCCCAAAGCGCGAAGAAGUGAAGGAGACUACAAAAGAAAAGGAAGCACCACCUCAAAACCCGGCACAGCAAGCUACACCAACGCCUCCGCCUCUUCCAACCCCAGCACCUAAUCCUCCUCCUCUACCGACGAAAUCCUCUAUGCCGAGGAAAAAUUCAGGACCGAUACCGCCACCUCCAAUGAUCCCUCUACCUCGACAACCAUUGCUCAGCACUCCGCCAUCCGGUCCACCAGGAAUGCCUAUGGGCGUUGGUCCUAUGAGAAAGCCGCCUACCCUUCCCGAUCACAGAGACAGAAGGCCAUCAAUGAUUGGUGCUCCUCCAUUCCGGGGAAACAUGUCAUCGAUACCAUUGCCUAAAGGGCCACCGCCACCUCAGGCUACUCCAUCUGGAGGUGGCACCUGGAUACGCCCGCCAUCGCACAUUCCUACGCAAAAUAUCCGGUAA
Messenger RNA from Haemonchus placei, 3723 nucleotides. The record is from the annotation of a GenBank genome assembly. Lineage: Eukaryota; Metazoa; Nematoda; Chromadorea; Rhabditida; Trichostrongylidae.